This is a messenger RNA of Colletes gigas, 3530 nucleotides long. RefSeq lists its product as uncharacterized. The transcript has 4 exons. The record is from RefSeq and is a predicted model, not a curated record. The coding region runs from base 1708 to 3279 and encodes 523 amino acids. Lineage: Eukaryota; Metazoa; Arthropoda; Insecta; Hymenoptera; Colletidae.
AAGUGCGGAGAAUUUCGAGGGUAGUAGUACAUUCGACGAACAGGCCUCGCAUAUUUCGUGUGAUCUACAUAUUAACGAGCGUACAACGAAAAUACGGCAGGAUUUAUUACGACCAUCGUUCUUAAAACAAACAAAAAUAUACAAACGUUGAAUAAAAAGUUAAGGUCAAAGUUAUCAGUGGACUAUUUAUAAAUCAAUAUUUGUAAAUCGUGAACGUACGAAGAUACGGUUCAUACUAAUCGCAAUGAACAUAAAACCUACCCCUCGUCCUCGAUAUAAAUACGUGUUACAUGCAUCGAUGUGAUUUUACCCCCGUAAUUGACAGUAAUGCGAUCGUAAUCAUAUGUAACGUAUUAUUCGAUCAUUACGUUCAGAAUGAGAGUGGAUGGUUUCGAUAUUGUGAUUAAUCAAUUUUAAUAUUUGACAAGUUGCUGGCCAAUUAUCUGUACCGAUAAACGUUAAAUGAAUUUUCUAAAAUGACAGUAAUAUGCCAGAACGUCGCGGAACAGAAAAACAGUUCCAAGACACAUCGCGUGAAUGCACAAUGCAUCGAUAGUAAAUAAUAUGGCGCGGUUUCAUCUGCAGUCCGUGACGUCAGAGUCACGAAAUGAAGGGGAUGUCAGUGAUUCGAUUUAAGACCCGAACAGGAUGCGUGAAAUCCUAACGCAACGUGAGUAAAGUUUCUGUUGGAUAAUCAGUGAAAGAAAGUGCAUGUUACCCGGUUGUUAUAACAAACUACAUUAAGGAAUUACGUUUAGCGGUAAUUAAUACGUUGAGUAGUUGAGAGAUAUUUAUGACGUUAUCGAAUGUUUCAUAAAGUUUAUCGCGUGACAAGUAAAUGUUAUUCUAUUCUAACAAUUGAAGGACGAGAGUCAUUAUUAACCCCAUGAUUAUAUAAACACCGCGCCAGCAUCGAUCGUCGAAUUGUCCUUUGUAAAAUUCGGUUUUAUUACAACGGUCGAGACGAAAGUCCUUAAUCGGUAUAAAAAUAAUAAAAACAAGUCUAUCGAACUAGAACGAAGAAAGAGAAGGAUGGUACACGAUAAAUAUAAAAAAGGAAAAUGUAGAAGAAUUAUUAUUGCGUCGAUGCAAAGCAACUGACGUAACGGUACAAGUUGAAGAUGAGCCAAGAAACCUACCCUCGUCGUGAAAAGGGAGAUCGCUGAAGGGACAAGAAGAGAAAUAUAUCGAGUCAGCGAACGAGGAGGUUCCCGAUUGCGAAAUAGAUAUCGAAGGCAAAAAAGCAGCAGGUUGAUGUAAAGUGGGGAGAUAUUUAAAUGGGUCAAACGUAUCUUCGCGAUGACAGUAUCCGUUGUUCGACUUCAUGUUCGACGUCUCCGUGAAGAGAUCCUACAACGAAUCCGUCACGAGUAUCGUUGAGACCACAGUACACGCCGUUGUUCCCGUAAACACCAUCGUUCUUUUGCAAUGUCAUCGUUCAUACGACGGAUUCGAAACUCGUAGAGUUUCAAUUAACCACGGGAGAGCAACGUCGCGGGAAAAGGAAAGGAAAUUUCUAAAACAUAGCAUUUUAAAAAAAUGACUAUAUCGUUGCCCCGACGGACGUCCCAUAUUUAAUUCGGUUACAUUUCUUUGCCGUUUGUUCGGUUGUAAACUUGAAUAAAGCUGCACGAUUCGACGCGUUACAUUUGGAAAUUAUCGAAGAAAAUAAGAAUAUCUAUUUAAAAGGUACAAGAAAAUUUUUUCAUGGUUUACCAACCUCGUAAGAUAACGGAAGCAACAACCACCACGGGGACCACUUGGCUGUACAAUAUUACCACUCAAGGAGAGAUGAGUAGCAGCGGAGGGUUAGGAUUCGGCGUCGGCGUUGGUGUCGGUGUCGCCGGUGGUCCAACCCUCGCAGCCGCUCAACAGGGUCAAGGGGUAGCUGCUCUGUUGGUGAUGCUAGCUGUCCUCUGCUUCAUCUUCGCGUAUUGUUGCUGGGGCGCGCCGUUCUGCAGGUCCCUAUGUAGACGACACUGCUGUUGUCGGCUAGAGGAUCCCGAGCCAGACUCGCGGUUCGGUAAUAGCGACCAGGCGAUGGUAGCAACACCGACGAUCAUCCUCUUGCCACACGGUAGGAUGCUCGUUGUGGAUGGUACAAUCUUCACGCAGUUCCAACCCGAUCCGACUGGUUUGGAUCUGGUGGAACUCGGUGAUAGCGUCCUACGCGCGCAGAGGAAUCCGCGAAGCAUAAAUCGCCAUCAGCUUCAGAACAGCCAGGGUAGUAUACUGGAGAUGGACGCAGAAACGCCUAGCAAGGAUAGUCUUGGAUCCGUAGGGUGUUUCCCACCUCCAACGUACGAGAGCAUUUACGGGAAGGAAGAGUCGGACAUGCCGCCUUCGUAUUCGGAUAUCUUGCUGCACAGAUUCGCCAAUCUUCCCCACGAGAUAGACUUACACAGUUAUUGCCACGACGGUAAAGAGGAGAUCGAGAUGCAAAGCCUGGAUGGCUGUCCGCACAUACUAGGCAAUCCGAUGAACGCGUUGGCGUACCCUUAUGGAACAACGGUGACGAACUUCUCGAGCCAGAGUUUUCCACGGAGGAACGUCACAAGGAAUCCGUCUAUCAUCAGCAAUCCACUCGACAGUUACUACGUAGACAACGAAUUAGAAUUGUAUCGAAUGAGCCAGGAUUUGGUACCACGAGUGUUCAGUAACGCAAAUUUCGAGGCCCUUAGAACGUAUCAAGACGGGACUCUGUUCCACGUAGCGAAUGAAAACGAGAGCCAACGGCAGGGCGAACCACUGUCCGUCAAUGGGAAUCAUUGUGCGCUCGAUAACUCUGUACGAAACAACGAAAGAAUACGUAUGAACAGUACCGAAGAGAUAUCUAGAGACGUAGCUACGGGAAACGAGCUAAUGAACAUAAGGAAUCUUGCUCGAAGCAUGUCGAGGAUUAGCCAAGAGAGCAGGAACAAUACAGAGAAUUCGCAGAGGGAUAAUCACGAGAACGAAGCUGUUUACGUUCGAUUAUCUCGGUCCGAAGACCGUAGCAACGAUCAGUCCUUGCAGAAUAGGUGCACUAUCGCGAACGAAAUAAACAGGUCAAGAACGCAAGAGGAUCAGUCCAGCCUUAGAAGUGUACAUUUUGAGAAUGCUCAAACAACCGACGAAUCUAAUCGCAACAACGAAUGCAAUCCAACGGAAUAUUACCUUAGAAACCGAAACAAUGACGAUGCUAGUAGAUCGCAAAGAUUAGAAACUGAGUCUAACUAUUCUGACGAGGAGACCAGGAAUUUUGGGGCUCUUGCCGAUAUCCGUGAGAGUCGCGUAUAACGACAAGUUUAAGGAUCUAUAAACUACACCAGAGAAAUUCUCUUACCAUGUGUAUGUUGCUAAUCGUGCCACAUGGUAAAAUGUAUAUUUAAGAUAGAAGUAUAUGUAUAUUGUUUCCGUGUGGCUCUCAGUACUAUGGUGCUUACUUUUACUAAUCUUUUUAAUUAUAAAUAUCGAUUGUAGAUACAAAAGUAAAAACUAGGCUUUUAAUUUUUGUUUAACGAUGGAAUAAAAAUGUAGAAAGAUUAAAA